AUGCCCAACUUCAACAUGUCUUGGCUUCGGAGCCUGGUCCUUACGACAAGUGCUAUUGUGGCCGCUCAAGAAGCAAGCAAAGCUGUUCUAUCCAGAGCGACAAAUGCAAGCUGUACCAUUACUGGGCCCCUCAAGCUCAACUCUGAUCCCGUGUCUCGAUAUCUUCCACAACCAGUCUCGUACUCAGCUAGCAAUGAGUCCUACGUUCUCGGAUGGCAACUGAGCGGCCUCAUCGGCACACUUCCCAAGCUUCCAGCCGUGUGCGAGAACUUCGAUGCCAUCGCGUUCAAGCUCGCGAAGACAGGUCUCUCGGUUGACGCAAUAAAGCUCCCGUUAUGCAAUCGUGCCAAUUGCGACAUUGCCAACGAUCGACUCAACAUACUGAGUAACUUGAUAGGCUACGUUGGCAACCUCUUUCUGUCUGAGCUGAGUGCCGCCGUGAUCAGCUCUCCAGAAAACUGGCUCACGCUUUGCAAUACCAUCAAUCCGGCUCUGACUGGGAUUUUCUUCGGUCCUGCCAAUGUGGUCGUCCCUACUGUGUGUGGUUAUGCAGGAUUUGUGAGUGCACCUUCACCUGACGUGGGAACGAAUGACGUCCCGCCCACAGCAGCAGUCGUCGUGCACGAUGCUGCAACGUCUCUUCUGGCCUGGCAAUUCGUAGCUUUGUUCCAGAAGGAGGAGGACGUCAAUUACUUCUGUAGCAACUUCAUCGGAGGCGAAUAUGACAUCCUUCCCGCAGUGACUGGUCUUGACCUCAACGCAACCCUCUUUGACGCGACAGUUUGUCAAUUCCUCAACAAGUCACUGCCCAGUGUCAAGGAGAUUCGCGAUCAUUAUUUCAUACACGGUGCGGAGAUUUUCGCCGAGAGCUUGUGGAGCAUCAGUAACAGCGCGCAAUUCCGCCAAUUCGUGUGCAAGGGUUAUAAGAAAGGGUGUCUUGACAAUUUCGCCGUGCCGAAUUACUACGUUGGCUCGGCAAAACAAGUAUUUGACAAGAAGAUCAUUGCACACUGCCAGGCUUCUUCGGUCAAUGCUUGA
Verruconis gallopava is the source of this 1038-nucleotide messenger RNA. RefSeq lists its product as uncharacterized. Lineage: Eukaryota; Fungi; Ascomycota; Dothideomycetes; Venturiales; Sympoventuriaceae. The transcript has 3 exons. The record is from RefSeq and is a predicted model, not a curated record. Bases 1 to 1038 code for a protein of 345 amino acids.